Symphalangus syndactylus (siamang) is the source of this 1158-nucleotide messenger RNA. It is a transcript of the gene GGTA1, whose product is annotated as glycoprotein alpha-galactosyltransferase 1 (inactive). NCBI's taxonomy places the organism in Eukaryota, Metazoa, Chordata, Mammalia, Primates, Hylobatidae. Gene Ontology annotation, molecular function: hexosyltransferase activity. The record is from RefSeq and is a predicted model, not a curated record. Gene Ontology annotation, biological process: carbohydrate metabolic process. Gene Ontology annotation, cellular component: vesicle; membrane; Golgi apparatus.
AUGAAUGUCAAAGGAAAAGUAAUUCUGUCAAUGCUGGUUGUCUCAACUGUGAUCAUUGUGUUUUGGAAAUAUAUCAACAGCCCAGAAGGCUCUUUCUUGUGGAUAUAUCACUCAAAAUAAGUAAACCCAGAAGCUGAUGACAGCAGUGCUCAGAAGGGCUGGUGGUUUCUGAGCUGGUUUAACAAUGGGAUCCACAAUUAUCAACAAGGGGAAGAAGACAUAGACAAAGAAAAAGGAAGACAGGACCAAAGAAAGGAAAAUGACACAACAGAGCUUCAGCUAUGGGACUGGUUUAAUCCAAAGAAACACCCAGAGGUUGUGACAGUGACCAGAUGGAAGGUGCCGGUUGUGUGGGAAGGCACUUACAAAAAAGCCAUCCUAGGAAAUUAUUAUGCCAAACAGAAAAUUACCGUGGGGUUGAUGGUUUUUGCUAUUGGAAGAUAUAAUGAGCAUUAAUUGGAGGAGUUCAUAACAUCUGCUAAUAGGUACUUCAUGGUCGGCCACAAAGUCAUAUUUUACAUCAUGGUGGAUGAUGUCUCCAAGGUGCUGUUUAUAGAGCUGGGUCCUCUGCAUUCCUUCAAAGUGUCUGAGGUCAAGCGAGAGAAGAGGUGGCAAGACAUCAGCAUAAUGUGUAUGAAGAUCACUGGGGAGCACAUCUUGGCCCACAUCCAACACGAGGUCAACUUCCUCUUCUGCAUGGAUGUGGACCAGGUCUUCCAAGACCAUUUUGGAGUGGAGACCCUAGGCCAGUCAGUGGCUCAGCUACAGGCCUGGCGGUACAAGGCAGAUCCCAAUGACUUUACCUAGGAGAGGCGGAAAGAGUCAGCAGCAUACAUUCCAUUUGCGGGGAAUUUUUAUUACCAUGCAGCCAUUUUUAGAGGAACACCCAUUCAGGUUCUCAACAUCACCCAGGAGUGCUUUAAGGGAAUCCUCUUGGACAAGAAAAAUGACAUAGAAGCCGAGUGGCAUGAUGAAAGCCACCUAAACAAGUAUUUCCUUCUCAACAAACCCUCUAAAAUCUUAUCCUUAAAAUACUGCUGGGAUUAUCAUAUAGGCCUGCCUUCAGAUAUUAAAACUGUCAAGCGAUCGUGGCAGACAAAAGAGUGUAAUUUGGUUAGAAAUAACGUCUGGCUUCAAAUUGUGCCAGUAAAUUUCUGA